Molecule: messenger RNA, 8046 nt
Organism: Mustela lutreola (European mink)
Lineage: Eukaryota; Metazoa; Chordata; Mammalia; Carnivora; Mustelidae
Gene: PLEKHG4
Product: pleckstrin homology and RhoGEF domain containing G4
Exons: 22
Coding region: 898-4416 (1172 amino acids)
Molecular function (GO): guanyl-nucleotide exchange factor activity
Source: RefSeq, a predicted model, not a curated record
CAGGUGAGUAAGGUGAGGCUUAAAGGGAACUGAGUACUGAGUCGCUGGAGCUCACGCAGCAGGGGCCUCCUGAGACCGUGGGCUCACACUUUUCUUCUCCCGUAGGAGUGAAUGCUCCCAGUUUUGAGGAGAGAGGGUGAGGGAGUUCCCCCCACCCUCCCAUACUGCGUGCAUUCAAGAGCAGAAACCUCACCAACCCCGUCUCCGCCCCCGAGUGCCCCACUUCCCUCCCCACGCAAGUCCCUUCCCUCGACCCCCACGCCGCCCACCGGAUCACUCACCUCGGGCACUUAACACCGCCCCUUCCCCAGCAGGGGGCCGCUUCCGGCGUUCCCAGGCAGGCCCGGGGAGUGGGCACAGCAAAACGGCUGGUAGUCUCUGCCCCUUCCGGGCUACAGAAAAGCCAAGUCAAAGUAAGGGGGCCCUGAGGGUGGGAGUGGAGCGGAGCCGCCUGGCCCCGAGGGUUGGGGUGGGACGGCGGCUGGCGAGGGGCGCUGCAAGGGCCGGCCCCUCCGCGCUUUCCUGGGGGUCCCGGCGGCUGCCGUCGGGCCUGGGAUGGGAUGCAGCUCUGUCCUCCGGCCCCCAGGGGGCGGCGCGGCGCUGCGUCCUCUGCCACCCUGCGUUCCCUCCCCGCGGCCAGGAGGCGGCGCCCGUGGACGCCGGGCGGCGCGCUGUACCCGCCGUCGACGGCGGUGCGGUCUGAACUGCCGCUGCGUCUGUGCUCCCUCUGGGCACCAAGACCAGCCCCUCCUCUGGUCUAGUGCCUUCUGCGUGUCUCACCCACGGAACUGUACCCCGACCAUCACCAACCCAUUCCCUGGAUGAGCAGAAGCCUUACACUGAGGGCCCAACCCCCUCUUACUUGGUCUGAGCAGGCCCACUCUUAAGGAGGGGGUGAUGGAAGGGCCGCCGGAGAUUGGGGAUGAGUCCCCGGACUCCCAGGGUCACGCCACUGACUGGAGGUUUGCAGUGUGCAGCUUCCGGGAUGCCUGGGAUGAAGGGGAGCCUGUUUCCCCCAUGCAGGUUAAGGACCCCAAUCCUCUGAGACCAACAGCAGGGACAGCCGAGGGAGAAGGGCUACAGGGCAGCCCCCUGCCUGGGGAGCCUCAGUCACCCCCAGGACAGAUGGCUGUAGAUGGGUCAGGGGAUGGCCAGGGUUCCACAUUAGGAGGUUCCUCACUUCAGUUAGAGGGACCAAAGCCCUCUGGAGUGGAGAGCCUCCUGUGCCCAAUGUCCUCCCACCUCAGCCUCGCACAGGGUGAGAAUGAUAGCCAAGGGGGAAGCUUGGCAAGGGACCAAGCUCCAAGCAGAUUAAUGCCAGCCUGCCUGGGUCCUGAGGGCUUAGACAGUGAUCCUGUGGACCCUGGAGGCCCAUUAUCUCAGAUGUCAUCAGAGCUACUGGAGGCAGACCUCAGUGGAUCUAGCCUCCCUAAGCCUGCUGAUUAUCUCCUGGCUCAAGACCUGGCCUGGGAGCUGCUGGCCAGUGGCAUGGCUACUCUGCCAGGGACUCGGGAUGUAGAAGGCCGGGCAGUGCUGCUUCUCUGUGCCCAUAGCCCUGCCUGGCUUCACCCCAAGUGCAGUAACCAUGAACUCAUCCGUCUCCUGCUCUACCUGCGCAGCAUCCCCAGGCCCGAAGUACAGGCCAUGGGUCUGACCGUGCUGGUGGACGCCCAAGUUUGUUCCCCAAGCUCUUCUCUCUUCUGGGGGCUCAGCCAACUGCAGGAGGUAGCCCCAGGGUCAGUGUACCAGGUGCUGCUACUGGGAAAGAUGCCAGAGGAUGUGCCUUCCAGGCUGCAGCUGCAGCAGCUGCCUUCUCAUCAGAGCCUCCUGAACCACGUCUCUACCUCCGGGUUGCCAGCUUCAAUGGGAGGAGGCCUGCCUUAUUGCCACCAGGCCUGGCUGGACUUCCGGAUGCGUCUGGAAGCCCUACUGCGGAGCUGCCAGGUGGUUUGUGCCCUGCUCCAGGGGGCCAUCGAGAGCAUGAAGGCUGUACCCCGGCCCUUGGAGCCUGGGGAAGUUGGUCGGCUGUUACGGCAGGCACGGGUCCUGAUGCAGCACGUGCUAGACUCACCACGGCUAGCGUGGCUACAAGGCCAGGGGAGUUUGGAGCUGGCAUGGCUGAAACAAGAAGUCCCAGAGGUGACCCUGAGCCCAGACUACAGGCCAGCAGUGGAUGAGGUUGACGAACUCUAUGGCCGCGUAGAUGGACUGCUGCACCAACUGACCCUCGAGAGUAACCGGCGGAUACAGGCACUAGAGUUGGUCCAGACGCUGGAGGCCCAACAGGGUGGACUACACCAGAUUGAAGUGUGGCUGCAGCAGGUGGGCUGGCCAGCACUUGAGGAGCUAAGGGAGCCCUCCCUGGACAUGCUGCUCCAGGCCCAAGGUCCUUUUCAGGACUUGGACCAGGUUGCCCAGGAGCAGGUCAGGCGAGGGGAGAAGUUUCUACAGCCACUGGCUGGCUGGGAGGCUGCUGAGCUGGGCCCCGUUGGGGCCCGCUUUCUGGCCCUGCAAGCCCAGCUGACUGACUUCUCCAGGGCUUUGGCCCGGCAGCGGCAGCGGCUGGCAGAUGCUGAGAAGCUCUCCCAUUUUUUCAAGCAGGCCUCGACCUGGGCUGAGGCAGGGCAGCAGGUGUUGGCAGAGCUGGAGCAGGAGCACCCUGGGGUCGUGCUGCAACGGCUGCAGUUGCAUUGGACCAAGCACCCUGACUUGCCUCCUGCCCACUUCCGAAAAAUGUGGGCUCUGGCCACAGGGUUGGGCUCUGAGAGCAUCCGCCAGGAGUGCCGCUGUGCCUGGGCACGAUGCCAGGACACCUGGCUUGCCCUGGACCAGAAGCUAGAGGCUGCACUGAAGCCACCACUGACCACGACCACGACCAUGACGGGUAGCACAGCCAGCCUGUGUGUCAGACGCAUCCCACCUGCAUCUGCUACCCCUCCCUUGAGGAAGGCACAUAGCCUUGAUCAGAAUUUGGGGCAGAGUCUCAGAGAGCCUGCCCACCACUGCCACCAUGUGGCCACUGCGGCUACCUGCCACAGACCGGAGGCUGGAGGGGGUGCCCGGCCAGGGUCAUCCCCUCCCAUGCCUCUACCAAGCAGCUCUGACCCCAGGAGCCCCAGCAGGCUCCAGCUGGUGCUGGCGGAGAUGGUGUCUACAGAGCGGGAAUAUGUCCGUGCUCUUGACUACACCAUGGAGAACUACUUCCCAGAGCUGGAGCGCCCCGAUGUGCCCCAGGGCCUCCGUGGCCAGCGCGCCCACCUCUUUGGCAACCUGGAGAAGCUGCGGGACUUCCACUUUCAUUUCUUCCUACGUGAGCUGGAGGCCUGUACCCAGCACCCAUCCCGAGUAGCCUAUGCCUUCCUGCGCCACGACAAGCAGCAAAUGCUGGGGGACCACCUGGACCUGGCCUCCUACCUGCUGAAGCCCAUUCAGCGCAUGAGCAAGUAUGCGCUGCUGCUACAGGAGCUGGCACGGGCCUGCGGGGGCGCCGUGCAGGAGUUGAGUGCCCUUCAGGCCGCCCAGAGCCUCGUGCGCUUCCAGCUGCGACACGGCAAUGACCUGCUGGCCAUGGAUGCCAUUCAGGGCUGCGAUGUUAACCUCAAGGAACAGGGGCAGCUGGUGCGGCAGGAUGAGUUCCUGGUGCGCACUGGGCGCCGUAAGUCCUUGCGCCGCGUUUUUCUCUUUGAGGAGCUGCUGCUCUUCAGCAAGCCUCGCCGAGGACCCACAGGCACAGACACAUUUGCCUAUAAGCGUUCCUUCAAGAUGGCAGACCUGGGCCUCACGGAGUGCUGUGGGGAGAGCAACCUACGGUUUGAGAUCUGGUUCCGCCGUCGCAAGGCCAGGGACACCUUUGUGCUGCAGGCUGCCAGCUUGGCCACCAAGCAGGCUUGGACGGCUGACAUUUCUCGUCUGCUCUGGAGGCAGGCCAUCCACAACAAGGAAGUACGCAUGGCUGAGAUGGUGUCCAUGGGUGUGGGGAGCAAGGCCUUCCGGGACAUCGCCCCCAGCAAGGAAGCUAUUAGCGACCGCACCGUCAACUACGUCCUGAAGUGCCGAGAAGUUCGCUCUCGGGCCUCUAUUGCUGUGGCCCCAUUUGACUGUGACAGCCCCUAUCUGGGGGCCUUGAGUUCCCUUCCUGGAGACCCUGCCUCUUGCUCUGUACUGGGGUCCCUCAAUCUGCACCUGUACAGAGACCCGGCUCUUCUGGGACUCCGGUGGCCCCUGUAUUCUGCCAGCUUCCCAGAGGAAGCAGCACUGGAGGCCGAAGUGGAGCUGGGCAGUCAGCUGUCUUUGACUCCUGAAGACUCAGAGGUCUCAUCCCAGUGCCCAUCAGCCAGUGGAUCCAGUGGGUCUGACAGCAGCUGUGUGUCAGGGCAGGCCCUGGGCAGGGGUCUUGAGGACUUGUCCUGUGUCUGAGCCCGGGCUGGAAGGCAAGCAGUGGAUCCAGGAGCUUUUGCCCAAGAAACAUCACCUCUCUCAGGAUCUGCUGUGACCAGAGUGUGGUUGCCACCUGUGCCACCUCCAGCCCACAUGCACUGCCCUAUUGACUACUCUUUCUGAUGUCUGUGCCCACUGGCAGACUGGUAGGGACCUCUCCUAGGGAGCCUGGCCACAAGCCUGAGUGACUACCCUAUUCCUGAGCUUCUGGCUCCAUGUCCCCUUCUUCUGUUCCUUCUGCAGUUCCCACCCCAGUUAUGAGUUAGGAUUAGGCUAGAGCAGAGUGUGGGUGUUUCCCUGCUCUAGGCUGGUGGGGCACCAAGUGGCUCUGGGCAGCGACUGGACUGCCCCCACCCUCAGGAGGAACAUAGGUGGGUUCCCAGCAGUUGCUUCCCAACUCCUAGUCUCAAAGCCAACCUUCUCAAACUUAGGGGCAAGCCCACAGCUGCUGUGCCCUUAACUCUUGACUGCCCUGGCUGCUCACGCCCAGCUCUUCUUUCCUGUGUCAGUUUGGUUAUAAUGACUCCACAUCUUUUGAAUAGCUUUCAGUUAAGAGUGUUAUCUAAAAUUAUUUCACUGGUUCUUAGGUCUUUGAUGUCUCAGAGAGUCCAGGCCCUUGACUUGUAAAUUACUCUUUAUUUAUAAUAAAAAUACUGAUACACCCUCAGAUGGGAACACACAUUCUUAAAAUGAGCCUUGGCAGGUGGGGGUGUGUGAGGGCAUCAUUUCUGGUCACCCUAGCCCUCUUGUAAGUACUUGCCCAGGAUAGAAUAAGAGACAGACCUAGACAGGCCCCUCUGGAUGAGCAGGUCCACGCAGCGACCAUAUUUCCUGGCGAAAGGCAGUGUGAGCUAGAAGGAAAGGCUCGUUUUAUCCCCUACUUCUUGGUUGGUUGUCUACCCUAGCUCUGUGGGUGUGUGUGGGAAGGGUCCUCCCAUCUGGGAGUGGGAUAGGAAUAGGGCAAGGCCUGUUAGUGGGGACCUUUGAUGCUCUUGGGCUCAGUUCUGCCCAAAGGCCUCUCACAAGGCUCUGGCUGGGAGUGGCUACCAGAAUGACCAGAGGGUCAAAAAUGUAUGUUUCGGGCCACUGGUUUUCCUUUUUCUAGCUGUAGAUGCUGACUUCAUUCUAAUCAAUAGACCAGCCAGAGGCCUAAUAGUAACUGGGAACCAGUGUGUUUAGGGUGAAAAGUAUUAUAAUAAUGUACUUAACUGCAGAAAUAACAAAUUAAGGAGAAAUAAGUUGAAUCUUUUUCACCUACAAUGUUAAAAACUUAAAACUCUAAAAUUAUUUUAAGGAAUUAAAAAAACAAAAACAAAAAAAACCUAGGUCAAACCUGGGUCAUUCCUUUCACCUUAUUGAACAUUUUUUUUGGUAAAGAAUGCUUUUAAAAGCAGCUUAUACAUGAAAGGAAUGUACGAAAGUGAGGAUAUAGUGAAGUAGGUGAAAUUGGUAUCACCCAUCAAAAAGGUCUGACUCCUAAUAGUUUCUCUGGCUUCAGCACCCCCAAAACUUGGGCUCAUAUGGUGUGCUUCCCAAGCAUGGGCAGGCUGUUAGUAAUGAAGGCCAAAUUGGUACUAUUGGAGGAAAUCUACAAAAACCAGUGGCCCGCAUACUGCUUUUUGAUCACUCUGGGCUGGUUAAUUUCAGCCACUGUUUCUCCCUCCUUGGGACCAGGGACCAGAGGUUAGCUGCCUGUCAUGCCUUCUGGGCACUGUUGGCUUGGCCCUCAUGCAGCAAGACAGUGUCCAUUUGAGGUGUCCACAGGGUCAGCAUUCCCAGUGGGGUACAGGUGGCCCUCACCUCCACCCAGCUGUACAGGCGUUCCUGGGUGUGCCGGUCAUCCUUGAAGCCGGUGAUGGCCAGCAAAUCCACCACAAACUGCUUGGGGCUGAUGUGCAGGGUCUGUCAGAAGAGCCCCUGGUCAGGCAGGGCUGAAAGCAGCUGCCUGACACACAUUUGCUCCCUGCCUUUCAGAGUGGGAUGCAGAACAGGGCUUCCCUUGGUCUGUAGGAGCUACAGGGAUCAGGGGCCACUGUCAUGCCAAACUGCUCUUGGUCAAGGCUUGGUUCAGAUGACACUGCCCUGUCUUCCUGUUCGUGUGCUUCUUGCCUCCCUUGUGCCCCUGACCUAUUCCCCUUGACUUGCUUCCCUUUGCCAGGCACCACUUACUUUGGGGAAAGGGGGACCAGACAGGUGGAGAAGAAAUAAGGCCUGGGGCCUGGCAAACAUACCCACAGCCGGUUGGUCAGGGAGACCACCUUGGCUGUCAUGGCUUUGGGGUCCUUUUGCCUGAUGGAAUCCAGGAUGAUGUCAGUCAGGAAGCGGUGACAUUUUUGUGCAUAAAACAUCUCUUCCCAGGACAGAGAGAAACUCAGGAAAGUCACUUCUGUGGAGGAGAGAGUGGAUAUGGCCACACUUGCCUGCGGCUAAGGCCUUAGAGCCCGCCUGGAGGAAGGGGAGAAGCGUAGGGCUCCUGAGGGAGACUUUUCCUGAAGUACCCUGGGUAGGGGCUCAGGCAUCUCCACAAGGAAGCACAGGGCCAGGUAUGGCUUUGGUCUCUUACCUCUGGGCUGAGGGCUGGCUGUAGUUGGUGUAUGCCUGAGGUUGUCCAUCUGUGUGGUGUAGAUGAUGCUGUCCUCAAAGAACAUGCAGGAGCCAUCGCUGCCCACCACGGGGGGAUGGGUCACUUUGAGGAUGACCCCUGCAUUAUCCACCUCACUGGCCUCAAGCAGAGGCUGCUCAGGGCCAGGGCUUUCUGUGAAAACAACAUGGGAUGGGGGUCCUCCAUAAGCCACUUUGGAGACCAAGCAGGGAAGGGUUCUCUGGUGACAGACCAGCAUAGUCAGUCACCCCAGCCUUCUAGCAGCUUCUGCUUCCAGCUUCUCAGAAGUAGCACCCUCUGCUGGUAGGGGUCUGUCCUGGCCUUCCUCUCUCCAUUGUUGUAGAAGCAUUACAAGCCCAACCCUACAUUUCAGAACUCCAAGGAACUCUCCGAUUUCCUCCUGAACCAAGGCUAGUAUUAACUAGAGUUGAUAAUACCCUACCUGGGGGACUGGAAAUUGUUGGAAAACUGUAAAAUGAGAGGUGCUUUUUGGGUGAGCUUCUGAUACAUGUCCACUCUGAAGAAUAUGUGAUAGACCAACUCAGGCCUCACAGGCAGGGCCCAAGGAGGUGCCUCCAAGGAGGGCCCUAAGCCUUUAAAAGGGAAGACAACAGAGUACUGUAGAAAGACUUUGAGGAAGCAGAGGAAACAGCCCAACAUGGCAGUUCUCAGCAUACUCCCCUAGGUUGUCUCCACACUGCUCCACCACAUAUAACAUAUGUGCCUCUCUUCAGCUCCUCCUGUCCAUUCCGCCUCCAUCAUCACCCACCCUCCUGCAGUCACACAAGCCUCUCUCUUGCUGGAUCCUUCCCUACUUCCUCCUCCAACUGCCUAAACUGUUUGAUCUAGAAUGACCUUACGCUUCUAACACUCCUGCUUCUGCUGCUACAUUUCCUCUACUCCCGGAGCAAACUCUGAAUGCACACGUGACUACUUGCUCCCUUGUUUAAAAUUCUUCAGUGGCUGCCCACACCCCAUAGAAUCAGAAUAAAGUACCAGUUCCUGAA